AUGGACCCUUCAGCGGCAUAUAUAGGCUGUGGACGAAAAGACUGUAACCACGCCGACGGUCACCACCACGGUGCCAACGCCGUCACUCUUGACGACGUCGAAAAAACAAUAGUUGAAAAAAACAAUCAUGGCUGGCGGCGCGUGGUGGUCAACUUCACUCCGUCCUGGUUCUCCGUCAACAUGGGCACGGGCAUCGCUUCGAUUCUACUCCAUAACCUCCCCUAUAAUGCUCGCUGGCUGUAUUGGAUCUCCGUGGCCAUCUUUUGCCUCAACAUCUUACUCUUUGUUGUCUUUCUGGCCAUCUCCGUGGUCCGGUACACCUAUUUCCGAGGGCUGUUCGUCUUUAUGAUUAAUCACCCUGUCCAGUCGUUAUUUACCGGAACUUUCCCCAUGGGCCUGGCCACCAUCGUCAACAUGGUCGUUUUUGUCUGUGUCCCCGUCUGGGGCUCAUGGGCGACGACUCUGGCCUGGACUCUCUGGUGGAUUGACGCUGUUAUCGCCGUCAGUACAUGCUUCUAUCUUCCUUUUAUCAUCAUGAAUAAGCAUGAGCACGAGUUGUCCAAAAUGACCGCGGCUUGGCUACUUCCCGUCGUCUCCACUAUUGUCGCCGCGGCCUCGGGCGGCAUCGUUGCAGAGGUCCUCCCGAAUCCCGACCAUCAGCUCUGGACCAUCGUCAUCUCCUAUAUUCUGUGGGGGACGGGAUUUCCCUUGGCUAUGGUUAUCCUCGUCGUCUACUUUCAUCGACUCACCAUUCAUAAGCUCCCGCCUCGAGAAGUCAUUGUCUCGGUUUUUCUCCCUCUCGGCCCGCUCGGACAGGGUAGCUUCGCCCUUAUGCAACUCGGAAAGGUCGCGAAAGAGGUUUUCCCCCGCACUCACACGCUCGACCCGGCCGCCGGCACGACCUUUAACACCCUCGGCGUCGCGCUCGCAUUUAUCAUUUGGGGCUACGGUCUGUUCUGGUUAUUCUUGGCCCUGGCGAGUAUCGGUCAACACCGAUUCCCGUUCAACAUGGGCUGGUGGGGGUUUACUUUCCCCUUGGGAGUCUACAGCGUCUCGACGACCACAUUGGCCAAGGAGCUACCCAGCGCCUUUUUUCGCGUACUAGGCACCAUUUUCUCUCUCGUCGUGGUUUUCCUAUGGCUCAUGGUCUUCAUCAUUACCGUCAUCAAAUCCUUCCGGGGUCAAAUCUUCUAUGCACCUUGUGUACAGGUAUACGAAAGGGAGCAAGCCGCGGUGGAAUUGGAACAGUGGGAGCGCAAUGCUCAGAGACAGUGA
Molecule: messenger RNA, 1275 nt
Organism: Exophiala mesophila
Lineage: Eukaryota; Fungi; Ascomycota; Eurotiomycetes; Chaetothyriales; Herpotrichiellaceae
Exons: 1
Coding region: 1-1275 (424 amino acids)
Biological process (GO): sulfite transmembrane transport; transmembrane transport
Cellular component (GO): plasma membrane
Molecular function (GO): sulfite transmembrane transporter activity
Source: RefSeq, a predicted model, not a curated record